AUGAAGUCAGAUUUUGGUUCAGUGGUCGUGAUUGGCGGCUGUGGCUUUCUCGGCCAUCACAUUGUCUCUCAGCUGCUGGAGCUGGAGUCUUCCGUUCAAGUCACCGUCCUUGACCUUCGAACUACCCAGAAUCGCUUCCCCUCCGUGUCUUACUAUGACGCAGAUAUUACCGACAAAGCUACCGUGCUAUCCAUCUUUCAAGAAGUCAGGCCCCGGGUGAUCAUUCAUACCGCCUCCCCAGUAGUAGCCUCGUUUGAAGGAAGUAGCACCCUCUACUACAAAGUGAAUGUCGACGGGACCCGCAAUCUUCUGGAAUGUGCCGGGCAGGUCGGACGUGUCAAGGCAUUUGUCUACACGUCCAGUGCGUCAGUCAUCCACGAUGGUGUCAGCGACCUCGUCAUGGCUGACGAGACUUAUCCUGUGCUGGGCACUCCACAGCAAUCAGAGAUUUACUCUCACACCAAAGGCAUCGCUGACGAGCUCGUUCUGGCGUCCAACAAAAAGUACGGGGGCAUGUUGACUGUAUCCAUACGCCCCGCGGGGAUCUUCGGCGAGGGGGAUGUGCAGAAUCUGCCAAACGUUUUGCAAGUCUAUUACGACGGGAAGACCAAAUUUCAAUUGGGAGACAAUAAGAAUAGGUUUGACUUCACGUAUGUUGGCAACGUCGCAAAUGCGCACAUACUUGCUGCGCAGAAAUUGGUAGAGACAUAUGACCUAUCGGAUCCACCCCCAGAAAACAAACGUGUCGACGGGGAAGCCUUUCUCAUCACCAACGAUGACCCUUACAACUUUUGGACCUACGCGCGCACCGCUUGGGCUGCUGCGGGGGACAAGACGGACCCAAAGGACGUGUGGGUGAUUCCAAAGAGCGUUGGCCUGAUGAUGGCAACGACUCUGGAGUGGGUAUUUUGGCUCCUCUUCUGGGGAAGGAAGCAGCCAGGGACCACGAGGCAGAAAGUCAAGUUCAGCUGCAUGACCAGAACGUAUUCUAUCGACAAGGCCAAGAGCAGACUCGGAUACAAACCUCUCUGGGGCAUGAAGGAAGGGAUCAUAAGGGGCGUGGAAUGGUUUGAGAAACAAAGGGCAAAAGGACAAGGAGACAAAGAAUCUUAG
Messenger RNA from Letharia lupina, 1113 nucleotides. RefSeq lists its product as uncharacterized. Gene Ontology annotation, molecular function: 3-beta-hydroxy-Delta5-steroid dehydrogenase (NAD+) activity. NCBI's taxonomy places the organism in Eukaryota, Fungi, Ascomycota, Lecanoromycetes, Lecanorales, Parmeliaceae. The coding region runs from base 1 to 1113 and encodes 370 amino acids. Gene Ontology annotation, biological process: steroid biosynthetic process. The transcript has a single exon. The record is from RefSeq and is a predicted model, not a curated record.